Molecule: messenger RNA, 4552 nt
Organism: Coturnix japonica (Japanese quail)
Lineage: Eukaryota; Metazoa; Chordata; Aves; Galliformes; Phasianidae
Gene: SUV39H2
Product: SUV39H2 histone lysine methyltransferase
Cellular component (GO): nucleus
Molecular function (GO): protein binding; histone H3K9 methyltransferase activity; zinc ion binding
Source: RefSeq, a predicted model, not a curated record
GUGAGGAUCAGGCGCGCGGGCGCCGGUAGGCGGCCGUUCCCAUAGCGCCGCCCUUCCCCCUCCCCUCCCUCUGCCGCCGCCUGCGGCCCUGCGCGGCCCCUCCAAGAUGGAGGGCUGGCGAGGAGCUUGGUAUGUGCCAUGUCUGGCUUCACGUGAGACCCUCCAAGAAUUAUGUAGGAAGGAAAAUCUGAUAUGUAAAUCCAUUGGAAUCACCAACAAGAGUCUAAAGACUUAUGAGGUGGAAUAUUUGUGUGACUACAAGGUAGAAGAGGGCAAAGAAUACUAUCUUGUGAAAUGGAAAGGAUGGCCAGAGUCUUCAAAUACUUGGGAACCUCAGAAAAAUCUGAAAUGCCCAAAACUUCUUGAAAACUUUCUUAGUGACAAGGAUGAAUAUUUAUCUCGGAUGAAAGGAGGCAGAGCCCUGAAAGUGAGAAACAGUGUUAAAGCUUUGAAACCUGCCGUUGCAGAUUACAUUGUAAAGAAGGCUAAACAAAGAAUAGCUCUGCAGAGAUGGAAAGAAGAACUCAACAGGAAAAAGAAUCAUAGAGGAAUGAUUCUGGUAGAAAACACUGUGGAUCUUGAAGGUCCUCCUAUAGACUUCUAUUACAUUAAUGAGUAUAAACCUGCUCCGGGAAUAAAUGUAAUAAAUGGAAUAACAACUGGCUGUGAAUGCUCAGACUGCCCUGCUGAGAAGUGCUGUCCAAAGGAAGCUGGUUUUAUUUUGGCUUACAAUAAACGAAGGAAGCUGAAAAUCCAGCCUGGCUUGCCCAUCUAUGAAUGCAAUUCAUUUUGCAGGUGUGGCCCUGACUGCCCUAAUAGAAUAGUACAGAAAGGUACCCAGUAUUCUCUUUGCAUCUUCAGAACUAACAACGGCCGAGGUUGGGGAGUGAAAACCCUCCAGAAAAUUAAUACCAACAGUUUUGUGAUGGAGUAUGUUGGAGAGGUGAUUACAAGUGAGGAAGCAGAGAGACGAGGCCAGUUCUAUGACAACCAGGGAAAUACGUACUUGUUUGACUUGGACUAUGACUCAGAUGAGUUUACAGUAGAUGCAGCUCGAUAUGGAAACGUGUCCCACUUUGUGAAUCACAGUUGUGAUCCAAAUCUUCAAGUCUUCAAUGUAUUUAUCGAUAACCUUGACCUGCGUCUUCCUCGAAUAGCACUGUUUUCCACAAGAACCAUUAAGGCUGGAGAGGAGCUGACCUUUGACUACCAGAUGAAAGGUCAGGCAUUGCAUCUCACUAGAUGUCCCUCACUGACAGCGCACAACCAGAAGCUUUGUGUGCACCUCUAGUGCAUUACUUCCUUCAGCACUCCAGGUUCAAAUCAAGAGGUUGUGUUGGAACCUCUGACAAGGUAGCUUGCUUUAAAGAUCGGUCGCAGGACUGCUCAGAAUCAUGGUCAGGACAAAAAACAUAUUUAAGCUUCUUUUUCUUGAAGCUCUCAUUUCAGGUAAACCGCUAGAGAAUCUCCUUAGAAGCAACUGCUGAGUGAUGUAAGGUACCGUAGGUGCAUAUAGUGAUUGUUAUGCAGAGACUUUGGGAAGAAAUGUUCUUGGUAAAAUGUUACCAGUUUCUAUGAUAAUCGACUUUCCAUUCAAGAAUUCUAUUUUCUUUUUCUUCCUUUCCCCAGUACAGUAUAAGAUGUUUGAACCUGGUUGGCAGUGGUGUUCUCUGUGUCAAACUGUGCAUGCUUGUAAACCACUAAACCACAUCAUAUUGUUUUCCCAGCUAAUUCAUUUCCAAAGAAGUAUCUUUAUGCUCCAGAGCUGAACCAUGUUCUUGCCGAAGCUCUCUUUCAAUACUGACCAAGUUCCCUUAUUGAAAUCUCUUUAAACCUCCCCCUUUUUUUUGUGAUGCUUGUGAUGCUGAUGUUCAAGGCAGACUGUGGUCUCAGCUGACCAACAUGCCUAUAGGCUUGAGCUCAUCGAGCUUUGGAUGCUGACAUGUGUGACAAGUGUUGGAUAAGCAGUUGUAAUGUGGGUGUUGGUAGAAUUCAGCAUAGCUUCACACACAAUUCCUUCAAGAGCUGGGGUGGCAGAAAGCUUUUUGAAGCCGUUUGUCUUGAAUUCCGAGCGCAAUUUCAGUCUUUCCAUUCAAAUGUUCUUAUUUGUGUCUAUCUGUGUUACAGGUUCAAUAGAUCUGACUUCAGAUUCUGCUGAUGGUCUGAGCUCAUCCAGAAAGAGGAUCAGAACAGUGUGUAAAUGCGGAGCUGUGUGCUGCAGAGGUUAUCUCAACUGAGUUUGAGUACCCAAAGUCACAAAUACUUGGUUCUCUUCUCUAAGAGUUUUAAGGAGACUCUUCUUUCAUACAUAUAUUAUUCUUACAGCUUAUGUAAAGAAAUACAAUGAAAGCAAGAUGCAAUGUUUGUAAUUAAAAUGGCAUUGGCCAAAGAAAGAGGUCUAGUGUUUCAGGUUGAAACUGAUAACGUGGAUUAAAAUUUAAUUUUUUUAUCAUUGUUAUUUAGGAAGCAGUAAAGUAUAUGGUAAGAAAACUCUUGAAAAUGUAUCUUGAUUUGGAUUUUAAAUGUAAGCUCACAGCGGUAGGUCUUUUAGGAGCUGAUUUCAGUGGGAUAAAGUGGUGUUGCGUAUGUACCUUGGAAAGAAGGUAAUAGAAGGCAUUCAAUUUGAGUCCUAGGUCAUAGCAGACUGUAGGAUCCCUUUUAUUUGUUUCUUGGGGUUUCUUUUAGUGGUGGUGCAUAAAAGAAAGGCUCAGAGAGAGAGAGAGUAGCAAUAACAGUUACAGCACCACGAUGAGAGGCAUCGGACCAGGUCUAAAAGGCAGCUCAGAGGAAUGCAGAUUGUAAAAGCUCCAUUGAAUUCCACACGAGUUAAGUCAUCGGGAUUAGUUGAGUCUGGGGGUCUUAAACAUCUUUAGCUGGUGUUGUGUUGUUUAGAAGUUUUACGAAUAAAAUUUCUUUAAUCGUUGCAUUCUGACUUUUAGUUCAGAUUCUGUAGGAGCUCUUCAUUUCUGCACAGAACUUGUAAAUAUUGGAUUGUUAUCAGUAACACACACGGUUUUAUUUACCUCGCAGCAAUUUGGCAGUCACUGCUGAAAGAAAAAUGAAUUAGUGGCUGCAGUCUGGAAAUAGAAAAUAGAGUCGUUUAAGGAAAGUAGCCUAUUGCCCAUCAACACUGAUGCAUUCUGGAGAUACACGUAGUUACCUUUUAGGUGUAGAAGUAGCCUGGGAAUUGAUAUGUAUUAACAGUUGGUUUUGCUUAAGUUUUGACAUACUGUGACUUUUUCUUUUUUAACCUAGUGACAGAUUUUUAAGAGAUUAGGCCUAUUUUUCUCUUGUUGCAAAAAUAUUAACUUCAGUGAAGUUAGGCUAGGGUUGAGCUACCUGUUUGCUGUAGUCAUUUGUAACAUGUUCUUGAAUGUAAAGGCUGAGAAGAAUAUUGUUCUUCAGCUGUUUGAAUCAUUUUAUUAUUAUUACCUUAAAGUUGUCUUGAUCUGUUCAUAAUAUGUGCUAAGUUUUGCUUGGCUUCAGAGACACUGAAGAGCACUUGAGUUUGGUUAUGAGUGGAGUUACAGCCGAGGUCCUUGCUCUGGGGAUAUGUGAAGGGCUUUAUUCUCAUGGAUUAAAAGCUUGUAAAACUUGCAUGUUGCUUACAAAUAAUUGCUUACAAGAUGUUGGCAGUCAGGCAGAAUGUUGUUGCUCCCUAAAUGGAUGCUAGCUAUGUAUCAUAGGUCAGCUAGUUGCCUUUAUAAGGUGCACAGCUGUUGUCUCAGGUGAAUGAAGUCAAGUACCCAGCAUAUAUUGGUUUACUUAAUUUGUUAGAAAAUGCCUUAAACUUCACGCUGAUUCCUAGCACUCCAAGAGUGGUUCAGAGGAUAACACAGGUUGUCUGCAGGUUAGGAAGCACUGUUGCAUUGGCACUGAACAUCCAGCUCUUUGGCAGAAAGCAUCAUUCUAUAUUGCUUAUAGAUGUUAAAAUCAGUUUCACAGUUGGAGCCAAGAGCGUGGGCACUGAAAGUCCUGCCUGAGCUUUGUAAUCUACAACACAAAGAGAUACGUGUUGAAAUUGUUUUACAUGAGUAGGAGGAAACUCGCUUAUGUUUAAAAGUAUUUGAUGCUGAGAGGCUCAGCUGUAUCCACACACUUGGGUAAAUGCUCCGUCUAGUCAGUUGUUAAAGCGUCACUUCUCCAACAGUGUUUUAUUUAUUGAAGUGAAAUGUGGACCUUUAACAUAAACUCUAGAUUCUCUUCUAUCAUUUGGAGCUGUUUGCUUUCUCUUGCCUGUAGCCCAGUUUAGAAACUCAUUCCACACAGACGGAAUCUGCAACCUCCAGCUCCUGGAUAGAUUCCUUACCACAUUGGUUUCUCUGGCCUCUGCUGUGUGAGUUGACAGGAUGGUUUACCACCCUCUUGGAUUUAAAAAUCACAAAUAAAUACAGGUUCAAAGAUAAAGUCUUACCAGUUGUACUUGAGUUCCGUGUCUGCCUUUUUCCCAAGGCAGUAUAUGUUAUCACCAGCAUUGAAGUAACAAACACUGUUGUUCUAUAAGGAUAUGUAUGUUACCUCUUGUGUGUUAAAUAAAGGACUUUUAAUUUAU